Molecule: messenger RNA, 528 nt
Organism: Rotaria sp. Silwood2
Lineage: Eukaryota; Metazoa; Rotifera; Eurotatoria; Philodinida; Philodinidae
Source: the annotation of a GenBank genome assembly
GGGGGGGGGGGGGGGAUACAGGGAUUUUUUUUAAAAAAAAAUUUUUUUCUCCGAAUUAUUCACAACAUAGAUAAAUCGACUCAGUUUUUAACGGUGAUUCUGAAUCUGAUAUUAGUUUUGAACCAAAUCGAGCUUUCUAAGAAAACAUCGCCUGAAAAAGGUCUAAAAAUGCACAAAAAUUGCAUACAGAAAGCAAAUUGCCUAAAUAUGUCUCAGUUGAUAAAAAACAAAGUGAAUAUACCUCUUCACUUUUUCAAGUACACAUAACACUCGGAUUUAAAGCCGAGGUUUUCGCAUUUAUUUUUUGUUACAUAUUAUUAUUUUGGUGUUUCAUUUAAGAUCGGAUCAAAUAGAGACGAAUUUUAAAGAAUAAUAUAUCAAGCAAAAAUUGCAUGAACAGAGCCACAACAUGACCAUAGUUCUUAUGUUUGUUUUUAUUUUUAGUUUUGUAUUUAAUUUUAAUUUGCUUGUCUUUUAGUGCUAUCGGUAAAACGAUCAUAUGCUAGUCCAUCGCAGUUAGUUAGUUAG